AUUCAUGGGAAACUCGACUCAUUCGAGACCUGUCGAGGGGUCGACGUGGUUUUCACCGCUCGCGUCGCAUCUUUGCGUAUGGAACGUUCGAUUGUCCGGUGCGGUGGGGUGUUCUCGUAGACAUCGAGCCGGGGGCGUCGGCUUCGCUGGCUUGGGGUAUCGCUCAGGACGUAGGGGACUUUCAAUGCUCUGCUCGACCAGGUUAACCCCGGAACCUUGCGAGAAAACCGAAAGAGAAGCUCAGAGGUCUACCGAUGCAAGCGCGGCGCAACAUGGAGCGAGCAUGGCUAUGUGGCAGAGAUUUCGAACACACCGCGAUGAAUUUUCUUAAUGGUACGAAAAAAUGCCGGAAUGAAGAACACCGGGAUAGAACUUUGUGCUUCGCUUUCACAGAUGAACACGGUCGGACACAAGUGCGUGAAGCCCAACGGCGACAAGCCCUCGGAAUUCGAGGAGCUGAUCGCCCGCACGCUCCUCGAGCUUGAGGUGAGCUCUGAGCUCCGCGCUAAUCUGAAAGAACUGCAUUUCGUUUCCGCGGAGGAAAUCGAUUUCGGAGACAAGAAGGCCGCGUUGAUCUACGUGCCUUACCCCCAGCUGAAGCAGUACCACAAGAUCCACAACCGUCUUGUGAGGGAAUUGGAGAAAAAGCUGAGCGGAAAGACCGUGAUUUUCAUCGCUCGACGAAAAAUCCUGCCCAAGCCGUCUCGUAACUCGAAGAGACAGCCGAAGCAGAAGAGACCCAUGUCUCGUACCAUGGCUCACGUGCACAACGCUAUCCUCGACGAUAUCGUUUAUCCCGCCGAGAUCAUCGGCAAGCGAAUCCGCUAUCGUUUGUCCGGGAGCUGCCUGUACAAGGUGCACCUCGAGAAGAACCAACAAACCACUUUGGAACAGAAGAUCGACACGUUCUCGUCAGUGUACAAGAAGCUUACUGGCAAAGAAGUGGCUUUCGAAUUCAGGGAGCCUCUUGUUUAGACUUCAGGAUUCGGAAGAGGAUUUCGGAAGACAAAAUAAAUCGUCUGUCCCGAUGUGACAUCCUUACGAGAA
This is a messenger RNA of Galendromus occidentalis (western predatory mite), 1047 nucleotides long. It is a transcript of the gene RpS7, whose product is annotated as ribosomal protein S7. Gene Ontology annotation, cellular component: ribosome; 90S preribosome; cytosolic small ribosomal subunit. NCBI's taxonomy places the organism in Eukaryota, Metazoa, Arthropoda, Arachnida, Mesostigmata, Phytoseiidae. Gene Ontology annotation, biological process: rRNA processing; translation; ribosomal small subunit biogenesis. The coding region runs from base 331 to 975 and encodes 214 amino acids. The transcript is spliced from 2 exons. The record is from RefSeq and is a predicted model, not a curated record. Gene Ontology annotation, molecular function: structural constituent of ribosome.